AUGAAUAUUCAGGCUUGGGAAUUAACUCUAACAGAAUAUGGUUUGUCCUUUGAAUUUAACGAUGUACUCGAGGGUUUUAGGAUUGGUUUCGACCAAGGCAUACCUCAACAUACUAUACCAGGUUUGAGAUAUUAUACACCAGAUAACCACAGCUCAUCAGAAAAGGUUAAAUCCAAGGUUGAAGAAUCUAUUAAGAAAGAAUUGCUAGCGAAAAGGAUGUUUGGCCCGUUCACUCUAAAUCAGGUCAUGAAGAAAUUUGAAUUUUUUCGCUCGAAUCCUUUAGGAGCAGUAGUUAAUGGCGACGGAGCCAUCAGACCGAUAAACGACCUGUCAUUCCCAAGGUACGAUCCAGUUGUAAGAUCGGUGAAUUCUUUCGUCAACAAACACGAUUUUGAAACCACGUGGGACGAUUUCCGUGUAGUCUCAGAAUUCUUUGCCAAAGACAAGCGGAAGAUGGAGUUGGCUUUGUUCGAUUGGGAGAAAGCGUACAGGCAAAUCCCGACGCGGAUGGAUCAGUGGAAAUUUUUAUUAGUUAAGGAUUUCAAUGGAGAAUUUCUAUUGGACACCCGUAUCACCUUUGGCGGAGUAGCGGGAUGUGGCUCGUUUGGACGCCCCGCAGACGCGUGGAAGCAAAUCAUGAAGAAGCGUUUCAAAUUGUUAAAUAUCUUCCGAUGGGUCGAUGAUAAUCUGUUUAUCAGGUUGCAAGGGGACGACAUAUCGAUGGAGAAGAUUGUCGAAUUCUCUACUGAAUUGGGCGUUUUAACGAAUAAAGAGAAAUAUUCUCCAUUUCAGGACGAACAAAAGUUUAUCGGAUUUAUUUGGAACGGGAUACAGAAGACCGUGAGGCUACCAGAUAGAAAAAUAGAGAAAAGAAUUAGUCAAAUAAUGCCCUUUCUAGAGGAGAAAGCAACAUUCGACUACGAGGACGUGGAGAUAUUAAUAGGAAGGUUGAAUCAUGUGGCAUACAUAUUGCCCCAUCUGAAAUGUCACCUGUGUUCUCUAUAUCGUUGGUUGAUUUCUUGGCGAAUGAGGAAAGCGCGUCGGCCAACACCUCCGGACGCUCUAGAAGAUUUGUCGUUGUGGGUUGCCACGCUCAAAUCUUUCGAACAUACUAGAAUAAUCAACUAUGGCCCACCCGUGGACAUAGGUUGGGUAGGAGAUGCGUCCACAUCUUUUGGAAUCGGAAUACUGAUAGGCAAGAGAUGGGCUCAGUUCAAGCUACACGAUCCCAAGUCUAACCCGUUAAGGAUCUCUUACCUAGAAACGGUUGCCAUCAGGCUUGGAUUGUUGAUGGUUUUGAAGUUGAGGACCCAACGCGGCAAGACGCUAAUGGUCUGGACUGAUAAUACGACUACCGAGAACGGGAUUAAUAACAAGAAAUCCAGGGACUGUAUGGCCAACGCAGAGUGGAUGAAAAUACAAAAGAUAUUAAUCCAAGAAGGGGUCGAGCUACAAGCGAAACGGGUUUCGUCUAAGGACAAUAAAGCAGAUGCACUGUCAAGAGGGAUAAGAUCUGGACAGCACGUGAAACAGCAGUUGGUCAUAGAAAUCCCACCUGACCUGAAAGGGAUCCUUUCACAAGUAGUCUUUAUCAUAUAG
Messenger RNA from Puccinia graminis f. sp. tritici CRL 75-36-700-3, 1599 nucleotides. RefSeq lists its product as uncharacterized. The transcript has a single exon. Lineage: Eukaryota; Fungi; Basidiomycota; Pucciniomycetes; Pucciniales; Pucciniaceae. The record is from RefSeq and is a predicted model, not a curated record. Bases 1 to 1599 code for a protein of 532 amino acids.